UGUUGAAUGGGACAGGGUGCGUUCAAGUACCAGCGUUUGCUUUACGUGCGUGCGGCGCGGCAGAGCCUUCGUAUAAGUCCGCCCGUCACUCUUCACUGGGACUGUAUAACCACUCGGAGAGUUUUGGACUGAGUCGAAAUGGACUUGGAUCUUUACUUUCUUUUGAAUUUUUAUGGAUUUCAUUCUACUCUGCACUGCCAUGAGUGAAGAGGAGCUGAGAAGCUCCCCCGCUGCUUUUAGAGAGUGAGGAGGAUUUUUUUUUUUUUUUUUUGGGAGGGUGGGGGAGCUGAAGCGGAGGCACCACGGCGGCACUCUCACACAGGCAGCCGGAGCCAUGAGCAGGGCGCUCACGGAGCACAUCAGCGGCAGCUUCCGAGAAGAUGCUCCUCGUCCUCCGGUGCCGGGUGAGGAGGGAGAGGCGUCAUGCUACAACCCGAACAGAUGCAGCAAAAUGAGAGCCCAGAGCAAAGUUAAAGAUCUCCCCGCUGUUGCUGCUCUUGUUGGCUCCACGCCGCGGAGGAACGAGGAUGGACUCGGAGAGCCGGAGGGCAGCGCGUCCCCGGACUCGCCCCCAGUCCGAUGGACCAAGUCUCUGCAUUUCCUACUCGGCGACCUGGACGGCGCUCACCUGUUCAGGACCUUCUUGGAGCGGGAGCACUGCGUCGACACUUUGGACUUCUGGUUCGCCUGCAACGGCUUCAGGCAGAUGGACUUAAAGGAUACCAAAACGCUGCGAGUUGCCAAAGUUAUCUUCAAGCGGUACAUCGAGAACAACAGCGUGGUGGCAAAGCAGCUCAAACCGGCAACCAAGACCUUUAUAAGAGAUAGUAUCAAGAAGCAGCAGAUAGACUCGGCCAUGUUCGAUCAGGCUCAGACGGAGAUCCAGUCCCACAUGGAGGAGAACGCGUACCAGAUGUUCCUGACCUCUGACAUAUACCUCGAAUACGUGCGCACUGGCUGCGAGAACGCCGCCUACAUGAGCCACGGCGCGCUGGGCAGCCUCAAGCUGAUGUGUGGAUACCUUCCUCCUCUUAUGGAGGAAGAGGAGUGGAGUUGCAGUGACCUGAAGGCAAAGGCAUUGGGGUCUGUAGUGGGACUGUCUGCAAAAAACCUGAGGGCUACUGCUACUAUCCGGACAGCAGCUGAGGUGCUGGAGAAGACCUACAGGUCCCAACGACGGGGAGACCCUGCCAGCCCGUACUUUGUCAACUCUGGCUAUGUCUUUGCCCCCGCCACCAGUGCCAAUGACAGUGAGAUCUCAAGCGAUGCAGCGACGGAUGAUUCAUUGUCAAUGACCGACAGCAGUGUAGAUGGAAUCCCUCCGUACAAGAUGGGGACCAAGAAGCAGCUCCAGCGAGAGAUGCAUCGAAACAUUAAGAUCAACGGCCAAGUUACGCUGCCACACUUUCCUAGGACACACCGGCUGCCUAAGGAGAUGACCCCAGUCGAGCCCUCGGCCUUUGCCGCCCAGCUCAUUGCCAAACUGGAGAAGCUGAAGCGAGAGCAGGACACAAUGAGCUCACUGGAGGAGAGGCUGCAGCAAAUUCAGGAGGAGGAGGAAAGAGAGGAGGGCAGCAGCAGCAAUUCCCUCCAUCAUCCCCUGCUCCCAUCUGCAGCCCAGUGUGAGGAAGACCCCCAGGCCAUCUUAGAUGAGCACCUUUCACGUGUCCUGAAGACCCCCGGGUGUCAGUCACCUGGUGUGGUGCGGCACUCGCCGCGUUCACGUUCUCCAGAUCAGACCGGCGUUCUGGUGUCUUCCGGCCAUGGAAGUCUUUUUGGUGCUUAUCACGGUCCAGCUAAGGUUCUGAUGACAGGCAGGCAAUCCACAAAGCAUAUCCACCAUCACUACAUACAUCAUCACCACGCUGGGCCCAAGACGAAAGAGCAGAUAGAGACUGAAAUGGCUCAGCGCGUGCAGUGCCUCUGCCCUCAAAGGGGUGCCAAUUACUCCGACUUCACACCUGCUUGCUGCAGCACUUUUUCCAGGCGACCAGUGAAGGCCUCUGGUGAGGGUGUGUCUUCACCAUGUCUUCCCAUGGUGUCCACCGACCGCUCUCAGAAUGUUUGGCAGUGGAUCUUAGAGAGCGAGAGGCAGGGCAAGCACAAGCCACACAGCAGCACUCAAGGCCUGAAGAAGAUCAACCCUCUUGACUCCAAAAUCCUGCCAGCUAGGACCAACACCUGGGGUGGAGCUGGCACUUGCAAUGGGAGUCACCUUCGCGGCCAUCACCCAGGCCAUCCUUUCAUCCAGGAUCCUGCUAUGCCCCCCUUACCGCCUCCCAACACCCUGGCACAGCUUGAGGAGGCCUGUCGCAGACUGGAAGAGGUUUCCAAGCCGCCAAAGCAAAGGCAUUCAACAGCGUCUAGUAGCCUUCAGAGAGACAGGAGCCUUCCACCGGUUGGAACUGGUGCAGGCACCACUCAAACCAACCCAGAAGAGUCAAAGGAGCUGGUGGUAACGUACUUUUUCUGUGGUGAGGAAAUUCCGUAUCGCAGCAUGAUGAAGACCCACUGCCUCACCUUGGGUCACUUCAAAGAACAGCUGAGCAAGAAAGGCAACUAUAGGUACUACUUCAAGAAGGCGAGCGAUGAGUUUGAGUGCGGUGCGGUGUUUGAGGAAGUGUGGGAAGAUGCCACUGUGCUGCCCAUGUACGAGGGCAAGGUUCUGGGCAAAGUGGAGAGGAUGGACUAAAAAGACGAAACACAAACAACCAGCGCCCUUUCCCUGUCCAACCACAAGUUAAGCUUUCCCUAAAGGACUUGAGAAACAGACUCUGUUAAAAAAAAAGACAAAAAAAAAAUUCUGGACUUUUUUUUUUUUUUAUUACAUAUUUCUUCUUAUUAAGCUAAACAGAGUUAAUAUAUCCAGCACAAAAAAAACCGAUUGAAGGAAGAUGAGCCAAUGAAGUAUGCCGAACUCAGAGGAGGAGCCGCCCCCUCCCUGAUGCUCUCAACCAAUCAGCCUUAGAACACACAAGGGAACGAAACUAUGAAAACCAAGGCAAGAAACAACGGGGGAGGAAACACCCCGACUUCUCUUGGACAUAACCACUGAAGAUACAGAUGACGUGACAUGGUGGCAGACUGAUGGUGUCCUGUGCAGUGGGCUAAGCAGGCGCUAAUGGAAACUCCAUAUGUGUACAUAUACAUACAUGCAUAUAUAUGUAUAUAUACAUGUAUUUAAUUUAUAUCUAUAUAUAUAUCUAUAUAGAUAUAGAUUUGAUUUUUUUUUUUUUUGAGUUAAAAGUUUUUUUUUAGUAUUUAUUAAAAAAAUCUUUUCCUCUCCCAUCCUAUGUCUUAAACUUGUGACCCCACCCCCUUUUCCUGUUUCCAGCCAAUGAUCAAGCUGCUUUAAAUGUUGGGAGAAUACUGUGGUGAUAAUAUUUAAUGUUUGUCCAUUUUUAUGUUCCACUAUGGUCGUUACACUACCCUUUUUUACAACUUAAGACCCAAAAUAACGACCUGGGUCCCAGGCUGAAGCUUCGUCUCAAUAGUGGUCGAUCCCAGUUUUAUAUGCUGCUGAUAGUUUGUUCAAAGUUGUCACACUAGGAUCUCCCAGAGCUCAUUGAAUCUCUCGCCACUCCUCCCCUUUCUACCUGUCUUUUCCCUCUUUAGCGACAGAGCUCAAUCUUUUUUUGUUGUGCCUUUGUUUGUAAAUCAGGCAUUGCACAGAGACGGGAAAUAAAGGGAUGGGGGGCAGAUUCAAACAGACAAAUGGCCUAAUGAAGACAGUGUUUACAGCCUGUGCACCUAAAUAACUCAUGCUAACAGAAUCGGUUCUGGCCACUAAGAGCGACCUCUAGAUGAAGUCAGCCAAUGUGUGCAAGGGGGGAAAAAAGUAAAAAAAA
This is a messenger RNA of Cyprinodon tularosa, 3848 nucleotides long. Its product is annotated as axin-2-like. Gene Ontology annotation, biological process: negative regulation of canonical Wnt signaling pathway. The record is from RefSeq and is a predicted model, not a curated record. Lineage: Eukaryota; Metazoa; Chordata; Actinopteri; Cyprinodontiformes; Cyprinodontidae.